UUAGGGCAAACAUGAAAUAUCUGAUUUCCCGCUCGUUGCCUCCCCGACAGAAUGGCAAUUAAAUUAAAAUAAUCAACUCUCUCUGUUCCGAGACAUACAGCAUUGUAUCACUCUCUCCAUUUAUUCUCAGUUCUUCCAUUCUUGCUGGCCUCUUGCCUCCAGUACACACACACACACACAUAGAGAGAGAGUAAGUAGGGGAAAAGGCUCACCUGUUUGCAAAUUUGGACAUUUUUGGGAUAUCAAGUAAGGUUUGGGGGGAUAUGAUGGCGGAGAACGAAGUGAAGAGCGAGCCUGCCGCAGAUUCUCCGACCUCUGUUCUUGAAGACGAGGACUGCAAGGAGAACCUUGUUAAAUUGGAAGCAGAUGUUGAAGCAGAAAAUAGAAAUUAUUCUCUUGUUUCCAGAACCAUGGAAGAGGAAGAAGAAAAACUGCUGAAAGAUCGGUUGAAAGAAGAAGAAGAGGAGAAGGCAAAUGAGCCUAGAGAAGAACCUCACUUGAAUGACAUCCAGUUCACUAAAUUGGAUGAGCUUUUAUCACAAACCCAACUUUACUCUGAGUUUCUGCUGGAGAAAAUGGACGAUAUUACAAAGAAUGGAUUUGAGGAUGAUGGGGAAACUGUUAAAGAAAGCAAGAGAGGCCGUGGUACCAAAAGAAAGGCUGGUGCAAGUUAUAAUAAUAAGAAAGCCAAGAGAGCUGUUGCAGCCAUGCUUACAAGAACUAAAGAUGGUGAUUCCGCUGAAGAUUCAACCAUUACAGAUGAAGAGAGAGCUGAGAAAGAGCAGGCAGAACUGGUACCCUUGUUGACUGGUGGAAAGUUGAAGCCUUAUCAAAUUAAAGGCGUAAAAUGGAUGAUUUCAUUGUGGCAAAAUGGACUGAAUGGGAUCCUUGCUGAUCAAAUGGGCCUCGGGAAAACAAUUCAAACUAUUGCUUUUCUUGCACACCUCAAAGGAAAUGGAAUGCAUGGGCCUUUCAUGAUUAUUGCUCCUCUCUCCACUCUCUCAAAUUGGAUGAAUGAAAUACAGAGGUUUGUGCCCUCGGUGGAGGCAAUCAUUUACCAUGGUAGUAAGAAAGACAGGGAUGAAAUUAUAAGAAAGCACAUGCCUCGGACAGUAGGUCCCAGAUUUCCUAUUGUAAUUACUUCUUAUGAAAUUGCAAUGAGUGAUGCAAGACGACACUUCAGGCAUUACAGCUGGAAGUACCUGGUUGUUGAUGAGGGACACAGGUUGAAGAACUCGAAAUGUAAAUUGGUGAAGCAACUGAAAUACUUAUCUGUUGAGAAUAAGCUUCUCUUAACUGGCACCCCUCUACAAAACAACUUAGCUGAGCUCUGGUCACUGUUGAAUUUCAUUCUUCCUGAUAUUUUUUCAUCUCACGAAGAGUUCGAGUCAUGGUUUGACUUUUCGGGGAAGUGUGCUAAUGAAGGCCUCAGGGAAGAAAUGGAAGAGAAAAGAAGGGCACAGGUGGUGGCCAAACUUCAUGCUAUAUUGCGUCCCUUUCUGCUACGCAGAAUGAAAGCAGAUGUGGAACAACUGCUCCCUAGGAAGAAAGAGAUUAUCUUGUAUGCCUCAAUGACUCCACAUCAGAAGAACUUCCAGGAGCAUCUCAUUAAUGCAAAGCUGGAAGAUCACCUGAGAGAGAAAACAGAUUUCGCUUAUGGUAUGAAAGGAAAGCUGAAUAAUUUGAUGAUUCAACUCCGGAAGAACUGCAACCAUCCAGACCUUUUGGAGUCUGCAUUUGAUGGUUCACACUGUUAUCCACCUGUUGAACAGAUAGUUGAGCAGUGUGGCAAAUUUCAAUUAUUGGACAGAUUAUUGGCUAAACUGUUUGCUCGCAAGCACAAAGUCUUGAUAUUUUCUCAAUGGACCAAGAUCUUAGACAUAAUGGAUUACUAUUUCAGUGAAAAGGGAUUUGAAGUCUGCAGAAUUGAUGGCCGUGUUAAAUUGGCAGAAAGAAGAAGACAGAUUAAGGAAUUCAAUGAUGUGGACAGUAAUUACAGAAUCUUUCUUCUUAGCACCCGGGCUGGUGGUCUGGGUAUUAAUCUUACUGCAGCUGAUACCUGCAUUUUAUAUGACAGUGAUUGGAAUCCUCAGAUGGAUUUACAGGCAAUGGACCGGUGUCACAGAAUUGGUCAAACAAAACCUGUUCAUGUUUACAGGCUAGCUACUGCUCAAUCUGUUGAGGGUAGGAUUCUGAAAAGAGCUUUUAGCAAGUUGAAACUUGAACAUGUGGUGAUUGGAAAGGGUCAGUUUAAGCUGGAAAGAUCCAAGCCUGAUGGAACAGACAUUAUGACGGAAGAAGAAUUGCUAGCUCUUCUUCAUGAUAAAGACGAUGAAGAGGACAAAUGGAUCCAGACUGAUAUUAGUGAUGAAGAUCUGGAGAGAGUUUUGGACCGUAGCGAUUUGGUUGCUAAUUUAUCAGAGGAAGAUGAGAAGGUCGAGUCAAAACGGGAUGUUCUUCCUCUUAAAGGACCUGGUUGGGAGGUGGUCAUCCCCACUACAACUGGAGGCAUGCUCUCUACUCUCAACAGCUAAUCUGUUAUCGUUAUCUUACAGGUGCUGCCUUGUCACUGCUUCCAUGCCCAUUUUAAAGAGAGCUGAAUGUUUUUGCCAACUCUCAUAUAUCCUCUUGUUUUUUGUCAAUAUCUGGAGAGGAAUGCAUUUUCGAUGUCCGGAUAGACAAUUAUAGUUAAUUUCAUAGUUAGUGGAAGUAGGCUGGCAGGAUUUACCUCGUCCCACCCAUAUCCCAUGUAAAAGGGUGUGACAAUGGGAUGUUGACAUUAUUUGUUACAUGAAUUCUCCAGGAAUCUAGUGUGAGAACAGUCAUGCUCAUUGUUCUCUUCCUUUUGAGUGAUGCCGUAAAAGAAAUUUGUAGUGAUACAUU
Sesamum indicum (sesame) is the source of this 2883-nucleotide messenger RNA. It is a transcript of the gene CHR1, whose product is annotated as chromatin remodeling 1. Lineage: Eukaryota; Viridiplantae; Streptophyta; Magnoliopsida; Lamiales; Pedaliaceae. The record is from RefSeq and is a predicted model, not a curated record. Gene Ontology annotation, molecular function: ATP binding.